GUAACAUGCACAAAGUGUCUUGCUUUGGGUCCAGAGUGUGGAUGGUGUGCUCAAGAGGAUUUCAUGGCCGACGCAACACAGAAGGGACGCUGUGACACUGUUUUCAACUUAAUGAAAAGAGGCUGCCAGUCAGAUUUUGUAGAAAAUCCCACAGUUCAUGUCACAAUACCCAGUGACCAUGAAACAAAUACGCAAGUGACACCAGGAAAAGUUUCAGUCCAACUGCGUCCAGGAAGUGAAGCAAACUUUAUGUUAAAAGUUCGUCCUCUAGAGAAAUACCCUGUGGAUCUUUAUUAUUUAGUUGACGUCUCAGCCUCUAUGCACAACAAUAUAGAAAAACUAAAUUCCGUUGGAUUUGCUUUAUCUAAAAAGAUGGCAAAUAUUUCUCUUGAUUUUCGACUUGGAUUUGGAUCCUAUGUGGAUAAAACUGUGUCACCCUAUAUUAGCAUUCAUCCAGGUAGAAUUCAUAACCAAUGCAGUGAUUAUAAUUUAGAUUGUAUGCCUCCUCACGGUUAUAUUCACGUGCUAUCCCUGACUGACAAUAUAGCAGAAUUCAGAAAUGCAGUGAAUAAACAAAAAAUUUCUGGGAAUAUUGAUACACCUGAAGGGGGUUUUGAUGCGAUGCUCCAAGCAGCUGUGUGCCAGAGCCAUAUUGGAUGGCGUAAAGAAGCAAAGCGACUACUUCUUGUGAUGACAGACCAAACUUCCCAUCUGGCCCUUGAUAGUAAAUUAGCGGGGAUCGUAAUUCCCCAUGAUGGAAACUGUCAUUUGAAAGAUAAUGUGUACAUCAAAGCUACGAGUAUGGAGCAUCCAUCUCUUGGGCAGCUCUCUGAAAAAUUGAUCGACAAUAACAUCAAUGUUAUUUUUGCAGUUCAAGGAAGCCAGUUCCAUUGGUAUAAAGAUCUGUUACCUCUGUUGCCUGGUACUGUUGCAAGACAGAUAGAAUCACAAGCAGCAAAUCUCAAUGAUUUGGUGGUAGAAGCCUAUCAGAAACUAAUCUCUGAAGUGAAAAUUCAAGUGGAUAACCAGAUCCAAGGUCUUCAUUUCAAUAUCACUGCAAUCUGUCCUGAUGGAAGUAAAAAAACUGGCAUGGAAGGAUGUAAAAAUGUGGGAUAUAAUGAAGAAGUACUUUUCAACGUAUCCGUUACAAUGAAAGGAUGUGAUACGACUGGAGGAAGAAAAUAUGCAAUACUUAAGCCUAUUGGUUUCAAUGAAACCGCCGUUGUUAAUGUGCAGAAAAGCUGUGGCUGUCAGUAUGGAGACAGUGCAAGCCACAAAAGAGUAUGGGCUGAUGAAAAUUUUUCUGAUGGCAAGCAGUCCCAUUGCAGUGACAAUAAUUGUAGCUCUAAUAGAGAUACACUUCCUUCUGAGAGGUGCAGACGACACCGGGACCAGCCCAUCUGCAGUGGUCAAGGAAAUUGCAUAGAUGGAAAAUGUUUCUGCUACAAAAACAAGCUAGGCAAGGUGUACGGCAAGUACUGUGAAAUGGAUGAUUUUUCCUGCCCAUAUCACCAGGGAAACUUAUGUUCUGGUAAUGGUGAAUGUGAAGCUGGUAAAUGCAAAUGCUUUGCUGGCUGGGAAGGUGACCGUUGCCAGUGCUCGUUACAAUCAGCAAAGCACUGCCUGAAUUCAAAGGGCCAGAUUUGCAGUGGAAGAGGAAAAUGUGUAUGUGGAAAGUGCGAGUGCACAGAUCCAAGAAGCUUUGGCCGUUUGUGUGAAUAUUGCCCUACUUGUAACAAAGCCUGUGAAGAAAACUGGAAUUGUGUUCAGUGCCAUCAUUCUAACAAUGCAUCUCAAGCAAAACUUGACCAUUGCACAACCUCAUGCACUUACCUGCUGCAUUAUAUGGACCAAACUUCAGAAUGUUUCUCUGGAAGAAGCUACUUUAGAGUCUUUUCCAUAAUCUUUAUAGUUACCUUUCUGAUCGGGUUGCUUGUUGUCCUGAUCAUCAGGCAGAUAAUUCUGCAGGGGAGUAGCAAUAAAGUUAAAUCUUCAGCUGAUUACAGAGUAUCUGCAACAAAGAAGUGUGCAUACCUAAAUGUACAUGUGUUGCAAACCAUGGGAGCGAACAUGUGAAGCAGCUUCAAGCAACCCUUACUCCUAAAGUAGCCAUAAGGCCUAGUGAUGCCCAAGGCAGAGAGAUGCAAGGGCGCUGCUGCCCAUGCAGGGACCUGAAGAAGGACGGCAUCCUCGGCAGGUGCAAUGCGUCCUACAAUUCCCCACAGCAUCCCUACAGAGAUGGUGCUCUGAGACCACACGCCUCCAUUUGUCAGGGCAGGAAGCCUCUUCAAAAGUAGGUUUGGCUCGGCAGAGGUGGUACGGUUUGUGUCCUAGGCGCUUGGCCACACAUUGGAACUGCAUUACGUGCAGUCCGCAGCCCUCUGCGCUGCAGGCUUUUCGCAUCUUUACUCGUCAAAAAAUGCUUGCAUGUAACCUAGCAAGGGACCGCCUGUGCCAGUACGUACUGUAAACCUGGAUGCUGCAGACCUCCGUUAAAGCUUCUGGGAAGUCUUUGGGCAUCUGCCCAUUGACUUCCCACCAGCCGUGGGAUCUCCGCCUUAAGGAAUGUAAGCUGUAGCUGGGAAAGGGCACUUCUCAUAGAGGCAUUCGUGCUGAGUCAGUGCUGGGUGACACUUACUCUGCUCUGACUAAGAGUGUAGUGCCAGUGUUCUGGCUGUCCAUUUGCAAGAGGGGGGAAAGAUUUAUUUGCUAAGCAGAAAUGGAGCAGUAGUUAAGAAGAACACUACUUUUUAAUGAUGAUCUUGACACUGCUCUGAUGCACAGACAUUUCAUGGAUCUUAAAGAGAAUUGAAAUUCAUGGAGAGGGAAAAAAGGUUAAAAUUAGCCAGCGUGAAUGCAUUUCUAUAGCGAGCCAAAUCAGUGGGGUUUCACUGAGUGCAAGCCAGCUCAGAGUG
Molecule: messenger RNA, 2915 nt
Organism: Gymnogyps californianus (California condor)
Lineage: Eukaryota; Metazoa; Chordata; Aves; Accipitriformes; Cathartidae
Gene: ITGB8
Product: integrin subunit beta 8
Exons: 13
Coding region: 64-2076 (670 amino acids)
Biological process (GO): integrin-mediated signaling pathway; cell migration; cell adhesion mediated by integrin
Cellular component (GO): focal adhesion; cell surface; integrin complex
Molecular function (GO): integrin binding
Source: RefSeq, a predicted model, not a curated record